UUCCUCGAUUUCUUUAUACCCAACGUUCCGCGCACUCAGUCUCAUCGAGUUGCCGGUAAAAAUAACGUCGGCAUUAUUGAACGAAGGACUUUCGUCGAGUCGUCGUUUAUACGACGAUAGCCCGGAACAAGAAACGUAUACACGAAAUAAAUAAACGAAGCCAGCCCAGCUAUUUAAAAACCAAUUGAUUUAUUAAGAGACAUUAAAUUAAAUGCGCGCGCGCUAUAAGACUGGCAAUUCGAUCGGCAAACAACACAUUACACCCAAGUGGCAGCUCCUCAGCUUUUACUUUCUGCAGUGUCUGUACCGAGGUCCCCCACUCCUUGAGGAGAAUUGUGAUUGAAAGAUGGUCUAAGUUUCGCCUUCGAAAAGCUCCCGAGUUUUGCCGCUCUUGUCUCGUGUAUUAUUAUCGGUGCAUUUGAUUCGGUUGGUUGUAAGAAUCGAGAUUAUUUUGAUUCAUUCAUUUCAUUCAUCCGUACUAUUUGUAGUACACGCGCCUUGGAUAAACUUACCUUCGUAGGUAUUGGGCGGACUCCUCGCUAUCAACAUCAACUGCUCGCAACAGUCAAGGUUGAAAAGAGACAAUCGUGAAAAAUUACGACGGCGAAGAUAUUAUUAUUGUGGGCAAAGGCUGCUGGCGCGCGUAGUGCUGCUACUCUUUGAUUCGUAGGACCGGCAUCGACGCGAGGAUGUCGGACAAGGAAGAUCUUAGGCCGGACGAGGAGGCAAACAGGGAUGAAAUACUUCAACCCUGGGUGCCUUAUAGUCAGCGAGAACAGUGGAGGGACGUCGUGCCUAUAGAGCAGGAUGACGGGCCGAAUCCAAUUGUGGUUAUUGCCUAUUCCGAGAAGUUUACAGAAACACAUAACUACUUUAGAGCCAUAUUAAAAUCCAAAGAAAAAUCAGAACGUGCAUUAAAUUUGACUGCUGAUUGCAUUUGGUUAAACGUAGGUAAUUAUACAGUGUGGCAGUAUCGAAGAGAGAUUCUUAAAGAGCUUGGAAUUGAUCUCAAAGAUGAGUUGAAAUUUAUUCAAGUAGUCAUUAAAUGUAAUUUAAAGAAUUAUCAGGUUUGGCAUCAUAGAAAAGUUAUUGUCGAAUGGAUGCAAGAUCCCAGUGCGGAACUUGAAUUUACCAGCACAAUUUUAAAAAGAGACGCGAAAAAUUAUCAUGCCUGGCAAUAUAGACAAUGGGUUAUAUCAACGUUUAAUUUAUUUAAAAAUGAAUUGGAGUAUACUGAUGAUUUAAUAUCAGAAGAUGUAUGUAAUAAUUCUGGAUGGAAUCAACGAUACUUUGUUUUAAAUAAUACAACAAAAUUUGAACCAGAAAUUAUUGAUAGGGAAGUCGAUUUUACGCUUAAAAAAAUUUCACAAAUACCUGGUAACGAGAGUGCUUGGAAUUAUUUGAGAGGAAUUUUGAUGCAUGAUAAGAAUGGAGGCUUAGCCUUUAAUAAGAAAGUAUUGGAAAAGUGCAAAGUGUUGUAUAAUCUUGGAUAUAGAACGAAUCAUCUCCUAGCUUGUAUUAUCGAUAUCUGUCAGGAAAGGCAUUCUACCAAUGAGCCAACGGAAUCUUUAUUUCAUAUUCUUCAGGCAUUCGAAUUAUGUAAAGAUUUAGCAGAAAAAUAUGAUAAAAUUCGCAAGAGGUAUUGGCAAUAUAUUAGCCAACAAUUAGCACAAAAAUUUAAUGAUGUAUUAUAGUGAUAUUAAUAACCA
Messenger RNA from Ceratosolen solmsi marchali, 1709 nucleotides. RefSeq names its product farnesyl transferase alpha (gene Fnta). Gene Ontology annotation, molecular function: CAAX-protein geranylgeranyltransferase activity; protein farnesyltransferase activity. Gene Ontology annotation, biological process: protein farnesylation; protein geranylgeranylation. Lineage: Eukaryota; Metazoa; Arthropoda; Insecta; Hymenoptera; Agaonidae. The record is from RefSeq and is a predicted model, not a curated record. The coding region runs from base 690 to 1694 and encodes 334 amino acids. The transcript has 5 exons. Gene Ontology annotation, cellular component: CAAX-protein geranylgeranyltransferase complex; cytoplasm; protein farnesyltransferase complex.